AUGAAAUUUUUUAGGGCAUUUUGUUAAGGGAAAUCUAUUCUUGUAAAGGACUCAUAAAAGUUGACCAAAUAUAUCGAUCUUUGCCUCAAGACCCCUGUUUCUUAUAAGGGAAUUCAUCAAUCUGUUGGAUAUAAUGAAAUAAUAAAGACUCAAUUCAAUUCUUAAUAAUUUAAUCAGACUUUAUUUCCUUAAUUUAUAAAUUUAAUUGGAAGAGAUUUUAAAGAACUAGAUUAAAAUGAGUUCAAUUAUUUUAUUCAAGCUCUUAGUUGUUAUGUAGAGAGUGCUAAUACUAGAAAAAGCUAUGAUAAAUUAAUAUUUGAAAAUGUUGUAAAUUAAAUAAGCUUAAAUGCUACAUAUGUUUAAAAAAGUAUAUUCUUCUUAACUAUUUAUUGGUAUAUGGCCUUCUAUUAGGCUAGUUUUCAAAGUUAAUAAGUGAUUGAUAAAUUUUAAGCUGAAUUAUUUCAAUAAGUACCAUAAACAGUAGAAGAAAGUCUUUGGAGAAUAUUUAUAGAAAUGCAUCAAUUAUAAAUGAAAAAAAAACAUUAAGAAAAAGAUGAAGUAAGCAAAAUAUAAUAAUAAAAAAUUAUGGAAAGGUUUAUUGAUUUAAUUGAAGCUAUAGAUGUAAAUUUACCCAAAUUUACUAAUAUAAUGAGUAGAUUCAUGUUGUUAAAGUAUUAUUCAAUUUUAAAGCAAAUAAAUGUAAAUUUCAAUAAAAUUUUUAGUUAUAAAAUUUUGACAAAAGAUUUCAAAAUUUAUUAUUUUCUGUUUAUACAGCAUCAUAAAAUUAUAUCUCAGAAAAUUUAUCAUCCUUGAAUUCGUUUGGUUUAUAUGGAUAUAUUGACUUAGUCUCAAAAAAUAAGGACAUAUUGCAAUCGGCAAAAUGGGAUAUUUUAUUGAAUGAACUUAACUCUAAAAAUUUUAAUGAAAUGCCAAUCUUUGAUGUUAUAGCCUUACUCUCUGUUAUCAUAAAAAAUGGCAAGCUUAAUUCAUUAUUAACUAAUAGGAUGAUCUAGUAAUUAAAUAAUUUAAAUUAGACAUUUAUAUGAGAACCUAAAUUCUAUAAAACCUGAUAAUUAUGCAGAUGUUUUUUAGAUCCUUGCUUCAGUUGAGUGUGAUUUAAAUGAUAAAUUUGUGACAAAACUCUAAACAAAAGUAGUCCCUAAGGAUCUAUCAUUAGAACAUAUAUCAAUUAUACUUGGGGUAUUGUAACGUUUCCAUAGAAUUGAUAUAAAUAUAUUGGAAAAAUAUUUAGUAGGUAUUGGAAUGAGAGUAAAAAAUAUUGAUAAAACGAAUGCUGUUGGAAUUUUAUCUGCUCUCAAUUAUAAAUAUUAAUAAAAUCCUGUUAUAUUUUCUUAAAUUUCAUAACUUAAAUUAGAGGAAGAUCAAGAUAAAUAAUUAAAAAUUGAGAUUUUAAAAUAUUUACAACUACAUGAUCCAGAAAAUAAAAAAGUUCAACAAAUUUAGGAAGAUUUUCUUAAAAUAAUGAAAAAACAGUAUGAUUUUGAAUUAAUGUGCUCAUUUCUUGAAAUUCUUUUGCAUAUAAAUGAGAUGACUUUAAAGACAAUUACUCUUUUACCUGAAUUUAAAUCAUAUAUCAAGAAAUGCUUAGAUUAAAUAAAAUAAACUAAUGAGAUGGAUGAUGAGAUAUUAGAAUUUUUGGUUAAACAAUAUUAGAUAGAUUUUUGA
This is a messenger RNA of Paramecium sonneborni, 1686 nucleotides long. The record is from the annotation of a GenBank genome assembly. Lineage: Eukaryota; Ciliophora; Oligohymenophorea; Peniculida; Parameciidae.